Molecule: messenger RNA, 3513 nt
Organism: Pecten maximus
Lineage: Eukaryota; Metazoa; Mollusca; Bivalvia; Pectinida; Pectinidae
Product: PMS1 protein homolog 1-like
Exons: 17
Coding region: 54-3065 (1003 amino acids)
Biological process (GO): mismatch repair
Cellular component (GO): MutLalpha complex
Molecular function (GO): mismatched DNA binding; ATP binding; ATP hydrolysis activity
Source: RefSeq, a predicted model, not a curated record
CGGGAAAGUUUAUGGAUGACACUUGAUGUAACCACACGUGCCACUUAUUCACUAUGGCAAAAUCUGAAUCACGGAUGCGAGAGCUUCCCCAGUCCACAGUCAGGCUUCUGGGAAGUUCUCAAGUGAUAACGUCAGUUUAUAGCGUCGUGAAAGAAUUGCUUGAAAACUCGAUUGAUGCCGGAUCAACAUCUGUGGAUGUCAAAUUGGAGAAUUUUGGUCUGGAUAAAAUCGAAGUAAGAGACAAUGGUGAUGGAAUACCAAAGGCAGACAUCCCUUUUGUUGCUAGGCGUUACCAUACAUCUAAACUUUCCGCAUUCUCUGAUCUUGAACAACUGAAUACCUAUGGAUUCCGAGGAGAGGCAUUGGGUUCAUUGUGUACAGUUGCUGAUCUUUCUUUGACAACGAGAACAAAAGAUGAUGACAUCAGUUUGACAUACACCUUUGGCAAGGAAGGGGAGAUAACAGACACCAAGCCGUCACAUCUCAGUCAAGGUACCACAUUAUUGGCAGCUCAUCUGUUUAAGAAUCUUCCUGUAAGACGACAGUUUUAUAACAAUGUAAAGAAAAAUAAAGAGGAGCUAAAGAAAGUGGAAAUGAUCGUGAUGGCUUUUGGACUGAUCUUUCCGAAAAUCAGGAUCACUCUUCGUCAUAACAAAGACCUUAUAUGGCAGAAAAAUCCUGUUCAAGAUCUCCGUGCCUCUGUCACUGGAACUCUUGGCAAAAAUUUCCUCAACCAAAUGGAAUAUAAGAAUUUUAAGGAAUUAGAUCCAGAGAUAGCUGUAGAAAUGUAUGUUCCUAGCCGUGACAGUGAUCCUCAGGUGACCAGUCGAUCCACUGCUGACCGUUGCUUUAUUUACGUCAACUCACGACCAGUCAUUCUCAAAGACAUUGAAAAGCUGUUGAAGCAAUACUACACCUCCUCACAUUCAUGUGAAGGAACACGAGUGCCGAUCUGCUGUGUGUCAAUUGUGCUGCCAUCUAGUGAGAUUGAUGUGAACCUUGACCCCAACAAAACACGAGUAAUGCUUCAUCAUCAGGUCUCUGUUGCAAAUGUCAUUAGAAAUCUGCUUGAAGAAGUCUAUGGGCCAGUAGAACAUUCCAGUGAGGGUAUCAGGCAGAAAUCGAAGAUGGAUUCGUCCAUGAACCCUGAUCAGUCCUCAGAGUGGAGUAUGGACUUAACCAAAGACGAUGAACGGGAUGACAGAUCUACAAAAAUAACUGCUGUAGAAAAUGCCGAAAAAUGUAAUGGACAGAACAUGCCUAUUUUUAAGGUUACCAUGGAAACAGUUGAUAAUAGCCAAUCAGAAAAUGUUUUAGGAUCAGAUCAGGUUAUUACUGAAGGUAUUGAGUUUUGUCAUAGAAAGGAAUCACUUUUGGAAGACAGUGAUGAAUAUUCAAAUAGAAUUAUGAGAGGAGAUGAUAAUUCAGAACUUGAAGUACCAAUCGUACCUACUAAUAUUAUAACGCCACCUAUCGAGAGUACUAAUAGACAAGGGAAAGUAACUGUUGAUAAUGAAGAAAUUGUUCAGAUACAGAAAGGUUGUUUUGAUAUUGUGGGAGACUGUUUCAAAGAUGUGUUAUCUGACGAUGAGAGUCUAUGCACAUUGAAAGGAGGCAUUACCGAUUCGCAAACCAAGGGAGAUAAUUCAUAUAUGAAAGGAGAUAAACCUGAUUCUCAACCAGAAACAGUCUUACAAGAGACAAACUCAGAUUUGUUUGACGAUAGUCUGACAGACAUGUUGAUAAAUCUGGACAAGGAAAGUGAAAAGGAAAUGUCCAUGGUCAAUUCAACCCUGAAACAAUCAGAGAACAACAGCAGAUCAGGAGGCGACACCUAUAGCUUUCCUGUAAUGUUGCUGUCAGCAGGGAGCUCCAAACGACCUUUAACCUCACCCCCUGACCUUUCCACUCCAAGCAAGAAGAGACAUAUUAUGUCUGAGGAAAACCAGCCAACACUUUAUGACAUGGUAUCAGGUCAACCAGUGCAGAGAGGUCAAGGAAAGAUCGGAUACAGUUCAUUUGUCACGGAAAACAGAUCUCAAGUUAUAGCUAAAAACCCUACAGCUAGAUUUGAUGAAGUGAUUGACUUGUUAAAACAGCAGUGGGAGAAUCUAUCACAGGAAGAUCAACAGAAAUAUGACAAUAACUGCCUUGAAAAACCUGAAUAUGAUUCACCAAGGGAAAAUAUCUCGUCAAAGAAAGCAGGAAAGCAUCUUGGAAAUAAAAUGAAGCUCAAAAGUAAACCAAUACCAGCAGGUGUCAGUAUAAAAGAUCAGCUGAUGUUAGCAGCAAAGAGGAGUAAAUCAAGACGAGAGACUGGCAUUUCAUUUUCCAUGAUCAAAUUACAAAACACUUAUUUGAGACAGUUAAACACAAGCCAGUAUCCAAAGACAUCAACGUUGAACCUGAUUGGCCAUUUGAAGUCAUGUGGUACAUGGACAUGCUGUCUUGGCGAGAAAAUCUGCAUUUUCAAUUGCCACCGUGUGCAGGAGACAGUUUUGUAUCAUCAACUGAUGUCUGACCAUGUGUUGUCAGUUACACCUCUGGAACAGCCAAUCAAACUCAAUGCUCAAAACAUUGGUGGGAAGGAUCAGUGGGACUGUCUCAUGUCUCUUGAUUCCAACCGUUUCCCUGGUGAUAUAUAUAGCUUUAUCACUGACGAGAGGAUAGUGGACAAUGGCUUCAAAGUCAGAUGUUACACAGAUAAUGAGACAGGCACCUCACAAGCGGAUGUUGUUGCCAUGACAGCCUUCAUUCCAGUGUAUGGUAUUCCUGAUCUAGCUGAAGUCCUUGAGCUAAUCUCCACCACUGAAGCAGAGACAGUGUCUCGGUGUCGACCUCUUAAAGUCCUCAAUUACCUACAGGGAGAGGCUGUAAGGAUGGCUAGGAAGUUACCUCCCUUGCUGGACAGAGAGGAGGUGUUGGAGUUACAAGACCAGAUGUCCACCAUUCUCCCUGAUGGAUGUCAUGUUUGUCUGCAUGACCGACCAUUCUGUCACCCUAUAUAUGACAUGGAUGACCUCCCACAGACUCAGUCAGGUGCAACACAGGAAGUUUUGUCUUGAUAAAAAUCCAUCGAGUGUAGGUCAUCAUGUUGUCUCGUCUCAAAAAGGCAAUUUAUCUGAUUUAACAAACUCCAGAAUUUGUGUCAGUACUUUAAAGAUAAAUUUUGUCACAUUUUAGACAGACAAGCGUGAUGCAAGACAUUCUCUCGGAGAAGGAACUGAAGUACGGAUGAAAUGUUGGAUGCAGUAAUGUGAUACAACCUGCGUGUAACAGGAGAUUAAGUAGUUCCUUUAAGUCUUUAUUCACUGUACAUCUAUUUCUCUAAUUACAAUGACUCACACCACCGUGGACCCCAAAUACAUAAAAGUCUUGUCCAAUUUAUCAUUCUUUUGUACAACAUGGAUUCUUUUUAAUGUUGACAAAAUAAUACAUAGACAGCAAUGACAGUUAUGAAUGACCUGACAUAUUGAUGAAUUUGAAAAUAAAUUUCAUGUCAAAAACCGAUUA